AUGCACAGCACACUCUCGCGUCUCAACGCGGUCUCGGCGUUCGCCACCACCAUCGUGCUGGUUCUCGUGGUGCUCAUCGACUUCACCCGCUUCGGCACGCACAAACCUACAGGCAAAGUGGUGAUCAACCAGCUCGAAGUGGUGCGUGCCAAAGCAGCAUGGCAUAUGGAUCGCAACAUUCAAGACUUUGUCGAGGUCAAUUUCAACAUCGACGCCGACUUCGAGCCGCUCUUCGAUUGGAACACUAAACAGGUCUUUGUCAGUUUGGCCGCCAGCUACGAUUCGGCGAAACACGUCAAGAACGAGGUCGUGAUUUGGGACCGCAUCCUGCGCUCCAAGCAGGACGCUCAUGUUGCAUUGAACACCGCCAAAAACAAGUACGGCUUCCGUGAAGUCGGUCGAACCUUCAAAGGAAUCCAAAACACAACCUUCACCCUCAAAUACAACAUCAUGCCCAAGGUGGGUCUCUUGCACUACGCAGACGAAUUCACUUCGCAAUCCAUCCAGAUCCCUCCCAAACACCUUCUCCCAAACGGCGAACAGCCCAAGAUUCAAAGACUUUACUACUAG
This is a messenger RNA of Sporisorium graminicola, 570 nucleotides long. RefSeq lists its product as uncharacterized. The transcript has 2 exons. Gene Ontology annotation, biological process: protein targeting to ER. Gene Ontology annotation, cellular component: signal peptidase complex; membrane. NCBI's taxonomy places the organism in Eukaryota, Fungi, Basidiomycota, Ustilaginomycetes, Ustilaginales, Ustilaginaceae. The record is from RefSeq and is a predicted model, not a curated record. Bases 1 to 570 code for a protein of 189 amino acids.